Molecule: messenger RNA, 1962 nt
Organism: Trichoplusia ni (cabbage looper)
Lineage: Eukaryota; Metazoa; Arthropoda; Insecta; Lepidoptera; Noctuidae
Product: lipase 3-like
Exons: 1
Biological process (GO): lipid metabolic process
Source: RefSeq, a predicted model, not a curated record
AAUUCUUACACUUACUUACACUAAAUAUUGUAGAGAAGCAACGCUUCGGUAUUUUUCUCCCAACAUUACUUCAGAGCAGAUUUAGUCACUGGCUUACGAUGACUAUCGAUUACAUAAUUACUAUGAUUUGCGAACGAAAACUAGUAUCUAUUAACUAUCUUCUUUGGCCGUUUUGUAAACAUUAUAUAGUGAUAUUACGUCAUUCUAGCAAUCAAAAUAAUAGUACGUGCCUUAUUAUAAACAUGGCAGGAGGAAUCUAGCGCAUUCGUCUUUCGAUUGUUAAGACAUAAGUGAAGGUGAAUGGCUGUGUUUAUUAAGUCGCGAAAAUCUCCUCGCACACUGGACAGAAAUUAAUAUUGUUUUAUAUUAGAAUAGGAUUGUUUUUAUAAAUAUGCUGUAUCGUCAUGGAAUCAUUCAUCCAUUGUCCUUCGCUAUUUUUCUAUCAUUAUUAAAAGAGACGCGUUUUCAUUCGGUUCUCUCUCAACGGCUGUACAAAUGUGGGCCUUGGUGAUUUCAUCUAUUUUCGUUAUAAUUUUUUCACCUAUGUCAAAUUUUAAUGUCAUGUGCUUAAAUGACAGUGAACUGACAAUGGACUUUAUAGAACCACGAAGCAGAGCCCAAAGAGAAAAUUCAGUGUUCGACGCGUUUCACAGUUUUUUCUCUAAUUUAAAAAGCUUUUUCGGUGCAAAACCGAAGGGAUUCGAAGAGAAAAAGAAACGUGUGAAAUCUGCGUUUACUAAGUUUUUUGAAGAGAUAAACAAAACCCCGUCACAGCCAGGAGACCCGCGUGCUCUGGAGGCGCAAUAUUUUGGCUCGGGGGCGGCAGGACCAAGGUUAAGAAACUUUUACUCUCGAAGAGUUUUUAAUAUAAAACCUGAAACAAGUGCUGAUCAGUUAAUCACAGCACACGGGUACAGAGUAGAGUCACACACCGUAUUGACUGCUGACGGAUAUAUGAUAACUAUGCAAAGAGUUUUACCAGAAUCUGGUAAGAUUCCUAAGCGAGCAGUUCUACUCAAUCACGGCUUAUUUGGUUGUGCUGAAGACUGGCUCUUUUUAGGACGAGACAGAGCCCUACCUUACAUGCUAGCAGACACCGGGUAUGAUGUUUGGUUACUCAAUGCCCGAGGCAAUAGAUACUCGAGGAUGCACACAAACAAAAGCAAAGAGAGAACAGACUUCUGGGAUUUUUCAUUUCAUGAAAUGGGUGUAUAUGAUUUGCCAGCUGUUAUUACGUACAUAAGUGAAAUCACAAACAAAGCUGAACUGAACUAUGUUGGCCACUCGAUGGGAGGAACUGCGCUACUCGUACUUUUAUCUAGAAUACCUGAAUACAAUUUCAUAUUAAGAUCCGCCAUUCUUCUAGCACCGUUAGUGUUUAUGUACCACGUAAAAGGUCCAAUAAGGCUGCUAACAGAUUUCUAUAAUAGGAAUGGUCAGAGUUCCUUGAAUUUUCUUGGACAAACGGAUUUUUUGCCAGAUGGAUUAUUUCCAGAACAAAUCGUGGAAAGGUAUUGUAAAGGUGAAGAAAGAUUAUGUUUGAACCCUCUGCUAUUACUUGCAAAUGGAGGAAGAGAAUUAGUAAGUGAAGAAAUUAUAGAAAACAUACUUAGUCAUACUCCUGCUGGAGGAUCGGUCAAGACGAUAAUACAUUACGUGCAGUUAGUAAAGAGUGGAUAUUUCCAAAUGUACGAUUAUGGCGCGUCGAAUAAUAUACGAAAAUAUGGCAAUAGUACUGCUCCUUUUUACGAUUUGACUAAAGUAACUGUACCGAUGGCUUUCUUUAGUUCUCCCGCAGAUUGGCUGUCAACUAGGUCGGAUCUACAAACCCUGAUACCUCUGUUACAAGACGUCAACGUACAUCAUGUGGUGAAAGCGAAUGAGUUCGGGCAUUUAGACUUUCUUUGGUCAGAAGACGCUCCCGACUUGGUUUACAAUUUUGUUCUGACAAUUUUGGAUCAA